AGAAGACGCCAAGGCCAAACAAGUGGCUGUGCCACUCCUCUGCCCCUAGACUGUUGGCCCGGCCGGAGCUCCGGCAAAAGGAAUGGCCCUGCUGCACCCCGCCCCGGCUACUUCCCUCCCCACCUGCCAUCACCGCCAGAACGCCGGCGUGCUCAUCCAGCAGCCAUCCCGCCGCCGUUUCCGGCUGAACGCGCAGAGAAAGCCCGGGUCCACGUCCACGAGCCCGCGCACCGGCACGCCCUCCGGCUCGGAGUCGGACAACGUGGUCCUGAAGGCCGCCUGGUACGGCUCCGAGGCCCUCGGCAUCGCCGCGUCUUUCUUCCGGCCGCCGUCUCCGGAGGCGGACGCCGGUGCUGCAGACGACGGCACGUCGGAGUCCCAGCCCGUUGGCCGCGCGCAGGUCGCCGAGGCCAUCAAGGAUGACUUCGCGCGGUCAUACUUCGUCACAGGGAACCUCACGCUCGGGGCGUACGAAGACGACUGCGAGUUCGCCGACCCGGCGGGUUCAUUCAGAGGCCUGCAACGCUUCAAGAGGAACUGCACCAACUUCGGGUCCCUGCUGGAGAAGUCCAACAUGAAGCUGACCAAAUGGGAGGAUGUCGAGGACAAAUCGAUCGGGCACUGGCGUUUCAGCUGCGUCAUGUCGUUCCCGUGGAGGCCCAUUCUCUCCGCAACCGGGUACACGGAGUACUACUUCGAUGCCGAGUCGGGGAAGGUGUGCAGGCAUGUCGAAAACUGGAAUGUCCCCAAGAUGGCGCUCCUGCGGCAGAUAUUCAGGCCGAGCAGAUGGGUAUGGGAGAAAGAGAAACGCUAGAACGUGAGCGAAGAUCCGUCCGCCUAUGCUCAGGUCACGUCAGGAGGGCAAAGGGGCGUGGCGAGUUUGUUGCCUCCUUUGUUGUUCGUUUGGUACUCACAGAGUGUAAUCUAUUCGAGUUCCAUAUGAUCAAAUCUCAAAAGAGCCCCAUCAGCAAAUCGCUUAGACUCUAUAAUAGUGGAGUACACCACAUCGUACUAGGCCAGGAUUUUAUUUUUUUUUAUAAAAUUCAGACUCUUUCAUCAUCGUUUUUUUUUUGAGUUCAUCAUCGAUUUUCUUGGAAACCUAUGGAAUUCUGGAAACUUCUUGACCUCGACCGAAUCGUGCUAUAAGUUGUCCCGGCCCACUGUUCUGAAUAGAGGCCCGGCCCAUACUGGACAGUCACGGCCUUUUAGGGUUUCCUCGCGGCACGCCUUUAUAAAUAGGAGAUCAGGCGAGUGUUUCAGGGCAAGCACAACUGGCGGCGUCGGCCGUCGACUGCAGUAGCCGCCACCUCUCCUCGGCUCCCAAUUCCAUUGCUUCUGUAAAUUUUCUACGCUCCUUCGAUUUUGCUUUGCGCAUCUCGCUUUUUUCACUGUCGCCAUGGCGUAUGUAUCAAAGGAUGAGCAAAUACUGCAACAAUAUGAUCCAUGAUCUGAUUCUUAGUAUUUAAGUCUCUGAUGAUCUCUCUGCCGUUGCGAUUUCUCUCUAUUGUUUUUCGUUUCUGCAUAUCUGGGAUGUGAUGAAGAAAAGUUGGUCCGUGUUUCUGAUUUCUUAUGACUGAUUACCAUACUUAAUAGACUUCUGAUCCCUCGUUUUUUGUUCUUCCUUUUUCUAUUUUAUUUCUAAGAUCCAUGCCAAUGCGAUGAUGAAUUAUGAAUUUUCGCAUGUCAGACUUCAGAGAUGCCUCUGGCGUCCAUGAGAUGACGUAUCAUAUGACUGAGCAAUGUAUUACAAUGGUUAAUUGUUUCUGCAAUGCCUCGCUUGUUCCUUACAACUGUCAACGCUUUUGCAAUUAUACACGUUGGACAUAACAAUAAGACAAUGUGUGCCGUUUUAUCCACAUCGGAUGAACUGGUCUGAACUUUAAAUGGAAGUGAGGACCCUUUCCCCAAAUGAUCGACUAUGAUUAUACUGUGCGCAACUGUAAUCCUUUAUCAGAGGAUUCCAAGCCAGAAGUCUGAUCCAUCUUGCUUAAUGUAUUUUAUCUUUCAGAUUUGUGUUUGUUUCAUUUAUCACAAGUUGAAUGGAUAUGAGGAUCCUUUCCCCAAAUGAUCGACUAUGAUUAUACUAUGCGCAUAUGUAAUCCUUGUCAGAGGGUUCCAAGCCAGAAAUCUGAUCCAUUAGUUUAUCUUUUAUAUUUUUCUUUGCUUGUGCCAUGUCAGAUUUGUGUACUUGUUUUCGUUCUUGUGUUCUUGUUGCAUAAAUUUGAGGAGGAUCUGCGCUCAAUGUAUUAAUUCCCUACAAUUUAUAUCGUUGGACCUGAAAAAUAAUUGUUGUUGCAUAAA
Molecule: messenger RNA, 2301 nt
Organism: Triticum aestivum (bread wheat)
Lineage: Eukaryota; Viridiplantae; Streptophyta; Magnoliopsida; Poales; Poaceae
Exons: 5
Coding region: 83-814 (243 amino acids)
Source: RefSeq, a predicted model, not a curated record